Messenger RNA from Botrytis cinerea B05.10, 988 nucleotides. RefSeq lists its product as hypothetical. The record is from RefSeq and is a predicted model, not a curated record. Bases 36 to 941 code for a protein of 301 amino acids. Lineage: Eukaryota; Fungi; Ascomycota; Leotiomycetes; Helotiales; Sclerotiniaceae. The transcript has a single exon.
GGUUUCCUGGGUACAUAUUCCGGAGAAAAUCGAAAAUGAAUCCUCAGGGAACGAAGAGAAAACUUGAAUUAAUGGCACCUGGAGACAUCAAAAAGGGGGCCCCCAAUAUCCUUCGUCAGAAACGUAAAUUAAGCAAUUCGCACUUCUCAAGGUCUGCAAUUGCUGAUCCUUCGAUACCACUUCAAUCUGGUUGCAGGCUCGGAAACUACCCACGCGAAAUCAUGUUUAACAUCAUGGGCCAUCUUGGUUGGGCAGAUGGGGUUUGCCUUGGCUUGACCUGUACAGAAAUGUACGACAUCUACAAAUGUUCCUACCCAUCAAAGAUUUCAUUGCGAGAAUGGGUUGAAACAAGUCCUCCGUCUUCUUUUGAUAUCACACCCAAGCCGACUCGAGUUCAGCUAUACCAGUUGCUGGAAAACUGGCAUGGAAAACAUCAAUACACAUUUUGGAGACCGAAUUCCUCACUUGGGCAGGCAAGUUCCGAUUCGUAUGAUCAGACAAUACCAGCUCGAUUCCUCAAUAAGGCUGUAUAUGACAUCUCCCUGCAGAACAAUUCCUCAGAAACUGUUAAAAGAAAUAUUGAUCUGCGAUGUCGUCUCGGAAGAAAUUACCAAGAUUAUUUCUUUUUUAAAUCGCCAAGAAUGAUUCAGAAAAAUAUCGAUGUGUACUUUCAAGCUUUGCCGCCCGGUUGGCUCUCACCAGACGAUCCGGAAUCUGUUUUCAAGGGGAAUCCUCUACCUAACCCUUACAACAUGGGAGUUGAGCAGUGGGAGAAGGAGGCUACAGAGGUGAUUCUGAGAACUAUAGAUGUGGCUUAUGGCAGAGAACACUGGGGAUGGUAUUGGAAAAAUUGUAAUCUAUGGGAUAAAAACUAUGAAAGUUUUCAAAAAAGUUGGGCUGAACGCCAAGAUGAGCUAGACGCGAGUCUAUUUUCAGAAUGAUUGCUGUUGAUCAAAUUCUAGGGCAACGAGGUGGGAAGAAUGAGCCA